This is a messenger RNA of Kwoniella mangroviensis CBS 8507, 276 nucleotides long. RefSeq lists its product as uncharacterized. Bases 1 to 276 code for a protein of 91 amino acids. The record is from RefSeq and is a predicted model, not a curated record. NCBI's taxonomy places the organism in Eukaryota, Fungi, Basidiomycota, Tremellomycetes, Tremellales, Cryptococcaceae. The transcript is spliced from 3 exons.
AUGCCUUUGUUGUCACUCAUAUCCACGAUCAAAGUCAAACCCAUACAUAAACGUACAUACCCACUUGGUGAUUCUGGUGGAUCGCCAACACAAACACUGAGACUCAGAGGUGGAUGUGCAUCAGCAAGUAAUGUGAGUUGCAGGCAUAAUUUAAGAUUAUCAUUCUAUACUCUUGAUGUUGGCGGUACCAAGAAAAGCAAGAAGAAGAGAAGGAAGAAGGGUGGGAAAGGGUUGAGUAGUGGAUCAUGGAUGGGAUGCGGUGGUGGUGGAUGUUGA